UUCUACAGCCAUCACCUCCAGUUCCUUGGUUGCCUGCGCCUCCCUCUCUACAGUGGGGACUUCAUCUCCUAUGAGUCUGAAGGCCUGGUGGUGAGAAAGAGCUAGUAGAGGUGGGCUCGGCCUCUUGGAAGCCCGCAGCAGACGUUAGCAGGGGAAGUACACCAUGAAGAGAAUUCAGGAUGCUGCUUUACCACCUAGAGGAAGGAUAAUUGGCGAAAGGGAAUCUUUUAACGUCUUGGAUACCGCCCACAGAUAAUUCAUGAAAUUCCUUCAGCAGAGGCGGCCUAAAGUGAACACGGAGGGAGGACCCGGAAGUAGGGAGGACCUCCGAGCACGUGAUGGGGUGUCCCGCGGGUGCUGUCACGUGACCCAACAACCUGACAGUCCUCAGUGCGGAAAGCUCUGAGGCUCUUAAAGACCCUCAUCUAUCCCGUCGAAGCCGACUCUGAAGAACACUCUGUGACUUUGGACCCUUGGGGGACCUGAACUUGAUGCCAUGGGAGGACCUGCAGGCUCGUGGCGGAGGCUUUCGGAUUCCGAGGGGGAGGAGACCGCCUCGGAUCCCCAGCCCCCUCUGUUAGACCAUCAGGGCGCCCACUGGAAGAACGCGGUGGGCUUCUGGCUGCUAGGUCUUUGCAACAACUUCUCUUAUGUGGUGAUGCUGAGUGCUGCCCAUGACAUCCUUAGCCAUGAAAAGGUACCUGGGAACCAGAGCCAUGUGGACCCAGGCCCAACGCCCACUCCCCUCAAUGGCUCCUCUCGAUUUGACUGCAACUCUGUCUCCACGGCUGCGGUGCUCCUGGCAGACAUCCUCCCCACCUUUGGCAUUAAGUUGCUGGCUCCUCUUGGCCUUCACCUGCUGCCUUACAGCCCUCGGGUUCUCGUCAGUGGGCUUUGUGCUGCUGGGAGCUUCAUCCUGGUCGCCUUUUCUCAUUCAGUGGGGACCAGCUUGUGUGGUGUAGUCUUGGCUAGCAUCUCCUCAGGCCUGGGGGAGGUCACCUUCCUCUCACUCACUGCCUUCUAUCCCAGGGCUGUGAUCUCCUGGUGGUCCUCGGGUACAGGGGGCGCAGGGCUGCUGGGGGCACUGUCCUACCUGGGCCUCACCCAGGCUGGCCUCUCCCCCCAGCACACCCUGCUGUCCAUGCUGGGUAUUCCUGUCCUGCUGCUGGCCAGCUAUUUCUUCCUGCUCACAUCUCCUGAGCCCCAGGACCCUGGAGGGGAAGAGGAGGCAGAGAUAGCGGCUCAGCAGCCCCUAAUAGGCACCACGGCCUCAGGGUCGAAGCCAGGGUCCAGCUCAGGCCUAUCCCUUCAGGAAAGGUGGACUGUGUUCAAGAGCCUGGUGCAGUACAUCAUCCCCUUGGUCCUGGUGUACUUUGCCGAGUAUUUCAUCAACCAGGGACUUUUCGAGCUCCUCUUUUUCCGGAACACAUCCCUGAGUCACGCUCAGCAGUACCGCUGGUAUCAGAUGCUGUACCAGGCUGGUGUCUUUGCCUCCCGUUCUUCUCUCCACUGCUGUCGCAUCCGCUACACCUGGGCUCUGGCCGUGCUGCAGUGCCUCAACCUAGCCAUCCUGCUGGCGGACGUAUGGUUCAGCUAUCUGCCCAGCAUCUACCUCGUUUUCCUGAUCAUCCUGUAUGAGGGGCUCCUGGGGGGUGCGGCCUACGUGAACACCUUCCACAACAUUGCCCUGGAGACCAGUGAUGAGCAUCGGGAAUUUGCCAUGGCAGCCGCCUGUAUCUCUGACACCUUGGGGAUCUCCCUGUCGGGGCUCCUGGCCUUGCCUCUUCAUGACUUCCUCUGCCAUCUCUCCUGACACUCAGGCUCCUCGGGAUGCAGGACAUGCUGACCUGUGGGCAGGUCGGACACCCAGGCCUACCCAUAGCCAUCCAUGAGCUCUGGCCCUGGCCUUACCUGCAGGCUGGGGGUGGGGCAGUUGUGAAGGCCUUAUUCCAGUGAGCAGGGGCAGCCGUUGUCUCCCGUUCCCAAGCUGGUCUCGGGGAGUUUCUUCUUGGCAUCAUGCCCUCUGAAUAAAUGACUAUUUUAUCAGUUGA
Microcebus murinus (gray mouse lemur) is the source of this 2051-nucleotide messenger RNA. The record is from RefSeq and is a predicted model, not a curated record. Lineage: Eukaryota; Metazoa; Chordata; Mammalia; Primates; Cheirogaleidae.